Molecule: messenger RNA, 532 nt
Organism: Artibeus jamaicensis (Jamaican fruit-eating bat)
Lineage: Eukaryota; Metazoa; Chordata; Mammalia; Chiroptera; Phyllostomidae
Gene: MLANA
Product: melan-A
Exons: 5
Coding region: 118-474 (118 amino acids)
Cellular component (GO): trans-Golgi network; melanosome; endoplasmic reticulum membrane
Source: RefSeq, a predicted model, not a curated record
CAGGGUGGGGAAAGAAAGGAAGAUUAGGAGCGGAGAAGCAAUCUGCACACACAGGUCCCACUACAGAGGCAGGCGGAGGACGAUUUCAUCCAGGAAGGUGUCCUGUGACCCCACAAGAUGCCAAGUGAAGAGGCCCACUACGUCUAUGGGCACCCGAAUAGAGGGCGUGGCCACUCCUACAUCACGGCUGAAGGGUUCGCAGGGAUUGGCAUCCUGACAGUGAUCCUGGGGAUUUUGCUGCUCCUUGGCUGCUGGUAUUGCAGACGACGAAGUGGAUACAGGAGCCUGAAGGACAAAAGCUUUUAUGCUGGUACCCAAAACACCUUAACAGGAAGAUGUCUGUCCAAGGGAUCUGGUCCACAGGACAGCAAACUACCUUUUCAGGAGAACAACUAUGAACUUGCGGUUCCCAAUGCUCCGCCUGCCUAUGAGAAACUCUCCACACAAGCGGCGCCACCACCUUACUCUCCGUGAGAGCCAGCGAGGCCCCUGAGAGCUGCUGAGACGAUUUCCCUCAUGCUUUGGAUUACAU